Messenger RNA from Lachancea meyersii CBS 8951, 750 nucleotides. NCBI's taxonomy places the organism in Eukaryota, Fungi, Ascomycota, Saccharomycetes, Saccharomycetales, Saccharomycetaceae. The record is from the annotation of a GenBank genome assembly.
AUGAGUACCGCAUUGCAGCUUCUGGCAAAUUACUAUGAGGCUGUUAUUGAAAGUGAAAGAAUCUACUACAAGUAUACCAAAGGUGGGCAACCAUCUGUGAAGACCCCUGGUGAGAUCAACGAUGCUGACAAUAGAGACUCGAUGUUGGUGAAAGAAACAAUCAGCCUGCAACGACAAAUUACACAAUCGAUCAACGAAUGCAACUUGCUGAAACAGGAGAACGAACGCCAGAAACAAAUCCACAAGACUCAGAUAGCUCUUCUCGAAUCGAAGCUAGAAAACGCUCGAAAGUCGUCAGCAAAAUCGAAGGAAUUGCCUGUCGAGAAAAUAAAGAGAAGCAAUAAAGUGCACUUGUUAAGCCCCAUUGGUAAAACGCAUCCCGAAGGUAAUGCUCCUGAACCCCGCAAUUUGAGCAAAGCCAUGACAGGCGCUUUGAAGAGCUCUUCUGUUGAUCAGAACGGCGGGCUACGCCAUGCGAUAAACAAAAACAAAGCAACUCUUUUUGAUGAAGAUACGAAUGAGUUUGCCGAAAACUCUCACGAUGCCUCCUUUCUCUCUUCCAUAAAAGAGAAAGAUAAGCUGGCUGACAUUGUUCUUCCAAAGGAAGAUCUGACCGCCUCUUCAAGUGACGCAGACGACAAGAGUAAUGGCAAAGCUAAUCAUUUGGAGAAUCAACAAAUCACGCAGAAGAAGCGGAGACUUAUCAAAAAGCGUAUUCAAAGAGUCGAUACGGACAGUGAGAACUCAUGA